CGGCGGAGAGCACCGGCCGCCUCCCUCCCUCCCUCCGCUGCACGUGGCUGCGCUGAGCCGCCGGCUGCCGGGAGGGGGAAACGGGCAGCUCGGGAGCCGGAGUGGAGAAGCGCAGAGCCGCCACAGCAGCGCAAGAGGAGGAGGCGGCGGCGAAGUCUUGGCUGCCCCAAGUUUCCCCGAGCGAGAGGAGCGCGCUGCGAGGCAGGAGGCGGCGCCCGGCAGCAGCAGCAACAGCCGCGCCCUCUGCUCUCCGCCGCCCAGAGCCACGCACAGCCGGCUUCGCGCAGGAGUCGCUCGGGCAGCAUCCCGGCCAGGCGAGGCUCCGCAGCGCGCACAGCACAGCGCUCGUCUUUUCGCGCAGCCGAGAGAGCGAGCUCAAGCCCGGAACAGAUUUCUUUUGGAUUGUUGAAAGAAAGGAGAAGUGCAAGAAAAAAUUCCGGAGAAAUGACUGGAACAAGAUCUCUCCAGACCCAACAUCUUUGUAUGGUGUUCUGCUUGGGAAUGAUACUCUUUCCAGUGUCUGUGACAUCUAAACAAAAUGUCCCAAGACUUAAACUCUCCUAUAAAGACUUGCUGCUUUCUAACAGCUGUGUUCCAUUCCUGGGCUCGGCGGAGGGGCUGGACUUCCGAACCGUGCUGCUCGACGAGGAGAGGGGCCGGCUGCUUCUCGGCGCUAAGGACCACAUUUUUCUGCUCAGCCUGGUUGAUUUAAACAAAAAUGUAAAGAAGAUAUAUUGGCCAGCAACAAAGGACAAGGUGGAUUUAUGCAAACUAGCUGGGAAAGAUGCACAGACAGAAUGUGCCAACUUCAUCAGAGUCCUACAGCCUUACAACAGGACCCAUGUUUAUGUCUGCGGUACGGGAGCUUUCCACCCGGUCUGUGGCUACAUAGAGCUUGGAACACACAAAGAGGAUGUGGCAUUCAGAUUUGAUGCUCACAACUUGGAGUCUGGCAGACUGAAAUGUCCUUUUGAUCCUCAACAGCCGUUUGCAUCUGUCAUGGCAGAUGAAUACCUGUAUUCUGGAACGGCCUCUGAUUUCCUCGGCAAAGACACUGCUUUAACACGUUCUCUGGGUUCUUCACAAGAUCACCAUUACAUCCGGACUGAUAUUUCAGAACAUUACUGGCUCAGUGGAGCAAAGUUUAUUGGACUCUUCCCCAUCCCGGACACAUAUAAUCCGGACGAUGACAAGAUCUAUUUCUUUUUCCGAGAAGUUUCUCAAGAUAGCAGCACCUCUGACAAAACCAUCCUUUCCCGAGUCGGCCGAGUCUGUAAGAACGACAUGGGGGGCCAACGCAGUCUGAUAAACAAGUGGACCACUUUCCUGAAGGCCAGGCUCAUUUGCUCGAUCCCAGGACCGGAGGGAGCAGCUACACAUUUUGACGAGCUACAAGACGUGUUCUUACUUUCUACAAGAGAUGAAAGAAAUCCUAUGGUUUAUGGUGUCUUCACUACUACCAGCUCUGUAUUCAAGGGCUCUGCUGUCUGUGUGUACAGCAUGGCCGAUAUCCGAGCUGUUUUCAAUGGACAUUAUGCCCACAAGGAGAGUGCGGAUCACCGCUGGGUGCAAUACGAUGGGAGGAUUCCAUAUCCCAGGCCUGGGACGUGUCCCAGCAAAACAUACGACCCAUCCAUCAAGUCCACCAGAGAUUUUCCUGACGAUGUCAUUAGCUUCAUAAGGCGCCAUCCGGUGAUGUACAAAUCAGUCUACCCAGUAACCGGAGCGCCGGUGUUUUCCCAAAUCAAUGUGGACUACAGGCUGACGCAGAUUGUGGUGGAUCGUGUCAUGGCUGAAGAUGGCCAGUAUGACGUCAUGUUCUUAGGGACAGAUGUAGGGACAGUACUGAAAGUUCUGAGUAUAACCAAGGAGAAGCGAGACAUGGAGGAAGUGGUCCUGGAAGAGCUGCAGAUAUUCAAGCAUCCCUCACCCAUCUUGACUAUGGAGAUGUCCCCAAAGCAGCAACAAUUGUACAUUGGUUCCAGACAUGGAUUGGCUCAGCUCUCGCUACACAGAUGUCACACAUAUGGCAAAGCUUGUGCAGACUGUUGCCUUGCCAGAGACCCCUAUUGUGCUUGGGAUGGAAAUUCUUGCUCCAGAUACACACCAACAUCUAAAAGGCGCGCAAGGAGGCAAGACGUCAAAUAUGGAGACCCAGCUACCCAGUGCGGGGACGCUGAAGAUAGCAUUAGUCACGAAACCACUGAUGAAAAGGUGAUUUUUGGCAUCGAAUUUAAUUCGACGUUCCUAGAAUGUAUUCCAAAGUCCCAGCAAGCUUCCAUCAGGUGGUUCGUCCAACGCUCUGGAGAAGAUCACGAGGAAGAGCUGAAACCGGAUGAAAGGGUCAUCAAGACGGAAUAUGGGCUGCUGAUUCGCAGCUUGCAGAAAAAGGACACGGGGGCCUACUAUUGCAAUGCCCAGGAGCACACGUUUGUGCGAACCGUCGUGAAGCUGAGCUUAAACGUCAUAGAGAACGGGCAGAUGGAGAGCUCCCAGAAGACGGAGGAUGAAGAAGGGCGAGGGAGGGAUCUGCUAGUGGAGUCCCGGCUGCGGUACAAGGAUUAUAUCCAGCUACUCAGCAGCCCCAGUUUCAGCCUGGAUGAGUACUGUGAGCAGAUGUGGCACCGGGAAAAGAAGCGCCAGCGGAACAAAGGAGGGCCCAAGUGGAAGCACAUCCAGGAGAUCAAGAAGAAAAGGAAUCGCAGGCACCACCAGCCGGCCACCCAACACACUGCGCCCGCGUCCACAUAGUCUGCAUAUUUUAUUUAAAGAAAUGACUUCUCUUUUUUUGCAAAUGAGAACAAUUUUGUUAGUUUUCUGGGCCCCCCCUUUCGAUGUUGCUUCUCUCAAAGAGACCAGUCCAUGCCUAGCCGUUAAUGUAUAUG
Molecule: messenger RNA, 2885 nt
Organism: Lacerta agilis (Sand lizard)
Lineage: Eukaryota; Metazoa; Chordata; Lepidosauria; Squamata; Lacertidae
Gene: SEMA3D
Product: semaphorin 3D
Exons: 18
Coding region: 445-2751 (768 amino acids)
Biological process (GO): negative regulation of axon extension involved in axon guidance; semaphorin-plexin signaling pathway; axon guidance
Molecular function (GO): semaphorin receptor binding; chemorepellent activity
Source: RefSeq, a predicted model, not a curated record